Molecule: messenger RNA, 29715 nt
Organism: Porites lobata
Lineage: Eukaryota; Metazoa; Cnidaria; Anthozoa; Scleractinia; Poritidae
Source: the annotation of a GenBank genome assembly
UCGUCAUCGUCAUCCUAUAGACGUUCAAGGCCAUCACCAAGACACGGAGGGUGGGGAUCGUGGAGUUCGUGGUACUCUGCCUAUUGUUCUGGUGGUCACAAAACCGUGCGACGAUACUGCAACAAUCCUUCUCCUGCCUAUGGCGGCAGCGACUGCUACGGAUCAAGCACAAAAUCAAGAGACUGCAAUGAAUGUAACAAUUAUAACGGAGGAUGCGCACAUAGUUGCAUUAACACUUUUGGCAGUUACAGAUGUACAUGCAAUUCUGGAUAUAGGCGUAAUGUUUACAACUCGAAAAAGUGCGUCUGUAAGUAUUUGUUUUUUGUUCAACACUUACAGAAUCAGUAAUAACGCCUGCAGUUGCGAAAAGUAAGCCUCUUCAUUCCGCGGUCCCAGUAUAUCAGGGGCACCCAACGGCAAUUUUCGGGAAAAUAUCUGUUCGGAAGACGAUUUGAGAACUAGAAUUUUCGGAACAUUUGUUGUAAAAUUUCUUGCUUGCUUGCCUCUCCUAGGAUUUUCGAACAUCUACAAAAUGGUGUAAUUACCCAAUUUAAACGGACAUUUACCCUAAAAAAGGCUACCUAGAAUUUUCGGGAGCCUUUUCCUGGCUGAAAUUUUCGAGAAGGUAAGUUUUGAUCCCUAUAAUUUUCGGAUCACUAGACUUUCAGCUAGGAAAUCCGAACAGAUGAAAAGUUUUUAGGGGAUAAAAAUAUGCCUAUAUCUACCGUUUAAAUACUAAAAUACGUUCAACAAUGCUAUGUUAAGUGGUUUUGAAUUAUAUCCUCGUUGGGUGCCCCUGGUAUAUGAAAGUCAUAUAUUCAUCAUUUAAAGUGCUAGUGACGUGAAUGGCAUAAAUGUCCUUUUAGAAUUCAGAAAGGUUUUUCAACCAUAGAAAAUCACUUUUAAAAAAUAAAAACGCAUUAUAAUCAUCAAGGAAUGUUUCAGAUCGGAGCUCAAAGUGUGCUUCCUAAUUAUAUGCGUCAAUUUCGCGAUUUUUGAGCCUGUUAAGUUCUCAGCGGUGGACAACACUGUCUUGUAACGUCACAUGAUUGACAACAAAAUAGGAUCAAUAUAUAUGAUUCAUGAUUAAAUUCAUAAGCAGUCUAGAGUCUUCCUAGAAAAAUAAACAAGUGUAUUCCACAAUGGACGGCGUUCGUCUGUGCCGUUUGUUGUUUUCCGCCUUCAUUCGUCUUAGCAAAUAAGUUGAAUGGCACUCUUCUUGUCUAUAUUUUUUGUUUUGUUUUUAAGCGGACGGCAGUUAAUUUGAAGGGUGCCUCCAUGCCCGGGGGGGGCACUUGGGUAUUUUUUGGGUGGGUAUGUGCCGCCCGGGACUCCAAAUUGGCACCCCGUUCUAGGAAAAAUUUCCCCCAAAAUUGAUACCCCGUUAUAGAAAUGGGCCAAUUUUUUAUACCCCGUUCUAGAAUUCGCCCUAAAACUGAUACCCCGUUCUAGAAAUGGGCCAAUUUUUUAUACUCCGUUCGAGGGUGCAACAAGAGUACAACGGUUUGCUUGUCAACGCAUUGAACCGUAUUUUUAAAAGCAAUCUGUCCCUGAAUACUUUCAAAUGGCUGCUUACAAAAGUGGAGCUUUCGUGCGUUCGAAAUAUUAUACCCCGUUCUAGAAAACGCCUCUGAAAUGGAUACCCCGUUCUAAAUCAGGAGCUUCAAAAUCACGACCCCUUUGGGCGGCACAUACCCGUAUAGGUAAUGUAUGGGAGUACCCCCCCCCGGGCCUCCAUGUGUGCAAAGUCACGCUUAGCUCAAACCCGAACGGAAGACAUGGUAGUAAUGACGUGAUUCUUAUGAUUCUAUAAUGAAACUACAAAAAACAAUGUUUAUCUUCACAGCAAUCACAUGCGCCACAAGCAAUUGGCCGCCUCCUAGCCAAGGAAAGUUAUCACCUCAGUGUAGCAACCAAUCACACGUGAAUUAUGGGAAGACUUGCACAGUUACAUGCGACCGUGGUUAUAAAAUUGAUGGUAGUUCCUCAUCUCGUUGUACAAGUGAUGGCAGCUGGUACCCAAGAAAAUCUCCGAACUGCCGAGGUAAAAAAAAAACACUCAGUCCUUAGCAAGAUCUUUGGAUUAAUUUCUUAAUUUAAUUUAAACGGAAGUUCGCCCCCCCAAAAAACAGAAAAGAAUCUACAAUCUGGCAAUCUUAACCGACCCUAAUUGACCAAACAAUAAAGCAAGUAAAGGAAGAAAGGAGUUGAUAUUUUUAAUAUUAAAAAACUGAGAAAAGUUGUCGACCAGUUUAUGAUUUUAAGGUCUUUAUUUCUCUUGUCCUUUCAGUAAAAGAGUGCAAACCAGUUUAUCCACCCAAGAAUGGUGACAUAAUUCCGAGUAUUUGCAAAACAAAGCCUUUACAUGGUCAAAGAUGUUUUUACAAAUGCGGCAAAGGGUACAAAAUGCUUGGACCUUUUUCCACAAUGUGUGACAAUGGAAAUUGGACACAAGGUGGCUUUACCUGUAGAGGUAAAUAUAGGAUUUGUUGCAUUGCUAGCAAAUGUGCAAUAUAGUUAUUGUUACCUUUAAUUUCAAGUAGAAUAAUUAACACGACUCUAAUUAAAUCAAGGUGAAUGAAGCCCUUAAGACUUAUUCGAUCCCUCUUUUGUCGCGGAUUUGUUAUUUCUACAUUUUUGUUAUUUCUAUAUAAUAAUAAUAAUAAUAAUAAUAAUAAUAAUAAUAAUAACUUAAUCCUGGCCAUUUACUUACUUUCUUAUGUGCACUGUGCCAAUGAAUUACAUGCCGGCUAAGUCAGAUUGGUCUAUAUUCAAUGUUAAAACUAGUUAAUUUCGCGGCAUGCGCUUAUUUAAGGAUUAAAAACUUCUGAUGGUUAAAACCUAUCCCUGUUUUUAUUCUACAGACGUCGAACCACCUAGAUUCUUAAACUGUCCAUCAAGGCAAACCGUCUAUGCCCAGAAAGGUAAAACCACAGUGACAGUGUCCUGGGCACUAGUGAAAGCGACAGACAAUGACAUGUUUCCUAUCACCCCGCAACCGCGACCCAAUGUUAAGUCUACUCACGAGUUCGCUGAGGGAAGUCACACUGUUAUAUACACUGCCAUGGACCAGUCACGGAAUAAGGCGUUCUGCUAUUUCAGGGUCAACGUUCGAGGUAAGAAAUGUUGCAAUAUUAUUUCUAGGAAACUAUGUAACAAUGUCAUUUACCACUGAAAAUGUACAUACUUUCCAGUUGAGCCGCUCAGUAAACCAUAAUUUUGCAGACACAAACUUUGCUCCCUGGAGCCAAGAAAAGCUAAAAAAUGUCGCAUAAAAAAGUUAAAAACAAACAAACAGAGCGAACAAAAAAUUCUGUGCUUUCUGACGCAAAUUUCACCCAGUUUGUUUUCGCGUAAUCUCUAUUUUCUAUUUUCUGUUUCUAAAAUGAGUAACGUGGCAGUAAUUCACUGAUGAUGCUAAUAACGCAUAACGCCCCUUAAUAAUUAAACCAGGCUACUUUUGGUCCCUUUACUGCAUGAAAAAAUCAGUAGCAGUAGGAAAAACAGGGGAAAGAAGUGCUUUGAACAUAGCCUGUGUACAGACGCCCCUUCCCUCGAAACAAAUUCAAGCCGGGAAGGGAACGUCUGUGUACAGGUUACUUUGAACACAUAGGAUAGUAAAGCUUGGUUUUCCUUAAAAAGCCUUGCAUCUAAGGCUUUUAGGUUAAAAAAAAUUCAUUUGUUAAUAGCGGAGCCCCACGUGCGCGUUCGCUCGCAUAAGCGGAGCUCCAUACCCCAGAAAUAUUGGUAAUCACGUGACUGUACGUCCACCCGACCGUCCGCACCACAGGGAAACCAACGGUAAAUGUCAAACUUUCUAGCUAGUGUGGGAGCCUGCAACCUGAAUUACACAUCUAUGUUGUGGUCAGUUUUUUGAAGUUCUCCACUGACACGUUACUUGCUUUCGAUUGAUCGCAGGCUUACCUUCAAGUGGAUGUUUAUUUAUUUACGGAAGCUGAGUCUAAAUAUAAGGAUUCAAGUCGAAAAUAAGUUUUCUUUUUCAGUUCUGCGAUGCCCUUUGUUAGCGCCACCUGCAAAUGGAUAUUUUGUGACUGGCAGAUGUACAAAUGUGUAUGGAGGCCUUUGCCGCUGGCAGUGUUAUAAAGGAUACAAACAGAAAGGAUCGGGAGUUAAAUACUGUGAAAAGAUUCCUGGCAGAAAUCUAGUUCGCUGGUCAGGAGGUCUUGCUUUGUGUGAGGGUAAGAUAUCGUCACUGUCAGAAAACUUGGAAAACCGUGAGCAACUAAAAUAAUUCAGAAAUGUUUAUUGUGCAUUGAACAAUCAUAAUUAAGUUCAGAUCACGAAGCAAAUGACCUUUUUGAAAACACAAACUAGUUGAGGUAACCGUUGCUGUUUGCGGUUUAGUUUUCUCACGUAUGAUUAGCUUUUUUCUUGCAACACAAUAACACUCUAUAUUUUUGGUUGUUUACUGUUCUUAUAUAACUUUAAUUUCACGUUCAAAACAGCCCUUACAAUCGAAAAAAUCUGUCAAAUAUUUCUAUUCUAAGAUAUAUGUUUGUUACUAUUUUUUAGUGGUUUUUUCCUUCCCCUUUAAUUUAAUUCUUCUUUUUUGGGCGCAGCGAGGCCGAGAGGUCGGAGCUCAGACCAGUUGCUGGAUUUGUUUCUCAGCCGUCCCUGAUUCAAGCUAAGUGCACUUGCACUAUAAAGCAAACCCUAACCUUUACCUUAUUCUACGUUGGAUAUCUUCUCUCUGUCCUGAGUAUUAGACAGGGGACCGUUGUUGGUACUUUAUCCAAGUCACAUGACGAAAUCUAGCGCAACACAAAUUAAGGUAAUACAUAUGUCUUUGUGUUAUGUCAUAGCUGUGAAGUGCCCACCACUCCAUACACCAGUUAACUCAUAUUCAAGGUUUGGUGUAAGGUGUAAUAGGCGUAGUUACAGCACCUCCUGCUCCUUCAGCUGCAAACGGGGAUACCAAAUGGCGGGCGGAUCGAAAGAAAGAACUUGUCAGGAAAAUCAGAAGUGGUCUGGUACAGAUCUUCAAUGUCAAGGUAUUAUUUAGUGAUAGAGAUGUUGCGUCCGCGCCUUUUCGGAUCGCAUUCCUGAAUUGACCAGUGUUAAACUUGGAAGCGGGUGCCGGUUGGGACGAAAGUUUUGUUCUUCAUUCCAGGCCACAAGUCAUUCUUUGGUGACUAAUAAAAUAUUGCCUAGUCCCUAGGCCUCAUUAUUAUGCGAGGCCGAUGCGUUUCGGGUCACGUGGUCCGAGAAAGUUUUUGAGGCCUAGACAAACUCGAAGAAGUGAGACAUUUUUGUCUCACUUGGGGCGGAGCUUUUGGAAGCGGGCGAGCUGUCAAUAACCUUUCCGCGCUGAUGAAAGAUGCCCAACAGCGAUGGAGAGUACAGAGGAACGACCAUUUUUAUUCUAUGCACGUUUUCAUUGUUGAAAGUCGUUUGGCCUUUCUUUUUCAUUUAUCUCAUUAAACUAAUUUGAACUUUAUUUCAUCUCAAAAACUAUUUGUAGGCUAAGCAAAACAGCGUCGCAAAAAAAUUAUUUGAUCAAGAAUCGGAAGGUAAGCUAAAGAAAUAAGUUUAUAUCUAUUCUUGGAUAUGACAAGCUAUUUUUCGUUUCUCUAUUUUCGCUUGCUGCUAUAAAUUUCUCGUUAUCAUUUCACUUCGAAAUACUUCAUGUAAUUUGGAAGCUUAUCAAACUAAUCGGACAGGCUGUUGAAUUUGGUCUCUAAAUUUGGUAGAAUGUCAACAAACUGCUGUUUCAAAUCUUUUUGUCAAUAAAGACUAUCAUUUUAAUUGUUCAUUUGAAGGUGGACUAAAAGAGAAAUUACUUGCACGUUAUACAGUAGUAUUCUUUCCGAUUCAAAGUAAUAUUUUUGUUCUUUUAUAACACGAACUAGGUUAGUUACUUUUGUAAUAGUGUCAAUAGUGCCGAUCUUUAGUGAAGGAUAUUCUCGAGCAAAGUUAUUUACAGUUUAUUUCAGUUGACCGUGUGAACUUUUCAAAAAUGCUCACGCAUGCGCACUCCGAGAUUGUCUAGGCGUCUCCCGGCCGUUCGUCUCGGAUACGUCACCGAAAUGCAUUGACCGAGAGGGCCUGAAAAGACGCCGUACAGGGACUAGGCAAAAUAAAAUAUACACUUCUAGUUCUCUACCUAUUUUUACUUAUCAUCUAUUGACGAGUUCAACGGUCAAGGCUACGCAGUAACAAUGAAACUUAAGGUACAUGCACACGGCCACUUUCAUAGGGUACAAAAACUAUGUUACAUUUUAAAAUAACGUUCUGGUAACUGAUCAUGAGUAGCUAUCAGUUACCCAAACGCAUUUCGGUUAAAGCGGCAGAUAUACCUUUGCUUUUUGCUUUGCUCGCCGUACCACGUUCUGAACCCACAACAGGUUAGCCUAAAAGCUUUUGAGAGUAUUUUGAUAUUUUAGCCAUCGUUUUUACUGUUUUUUCAAAGUAUCAAAUCAUCCACGCUUACUAAUCGAAGCUUUCUAUCUUACCCUCUUGCGGUUGACCUAUAGCUGUGACGUGUCCUAUCAUCGCUAUAAAAUCAGAGGGACUUGUAAUCAGCCCACCUAUUUGCACCAAACCAAGCGCUACCCUUAAAUACGGAACAAAGUGCCGAUUCACCUGCAAGAAUGGUUACCAACUCCAGGGACCCGAAGUUAAGACUUGUAAUCACCGGUAUAUAUACUGGCACUGGUAUACUGCUAUAAGCCAUAACCAGAACAGCAAGAGCGGGUACUGGUCUCCAUCGAGAAAUCCAUCGUGUAAAGGUGUGUUUUACACAGUUUGUGAAAAUGCUACGUAUUAAAGAUAGUGUAAUUGACGUCUUGGUCCGGCAGUAUUAAAGCACACAUAAAUAUUAUAAUUAUGUUUUCCGUAGAAUAGCUUAGCUAUCAAGACAAUAAGAUCAACCGUUUCUUGAGGCAGGCAUUUCCGGGGGGGGGGGUACUGCCACAUAUGGGCUAUAUAGGUAUGUGCAUGUUUGGGGAGUUUACUCUAGUAUAGGGUAGCAAAAUUCAGCUGAACUAGCUCUGGUAUAGGUUAAGGGUUCCAGGGUCCCAGCGGCACAUCCCCACCCAGAAAUUCCUAGAGUAACCCCCCGGGAGGCAUUCACUUUGGUAGCUUAAUAAGAGUUUGUUCUUGGUUUUUAACACUUAUGCCCUUUCCACAAGAUUGUGUUUUUUGUCGGGUGCUACCCUCAAGUAAUUAGUUGAUGUAUUGAAAAUCCUUAUGUGGAUAAGAAUUCUAUUAAAGAAAUCAUUCACUUUCUUGUUUAUUUAAUCUUAUAUUUUAAGACGUCUCAAAGCCGACCUUCAUCAACUGUCCUUCUGAUAUCAUUGCAACCGCUGACCGGAGCAGGACCUCGACAACAGUCACGUGGACACCUCCAACGGCUACCGACAAUUCUGGCGCCAUUUCGAAAAUAACUCGCCCCGGAAAACAGCCUGGCCAGAAAUUUCCAGCUGGUGAACACAGUAUCCGUUACCUGGCCUCUGAUAACACAGGAAACGUUGGCGAAUGCAGUUUUAAGAUAACAGUUUCAGGUACCGAUCAAUAUUGACGAAAGGUACUACCUAGAGGAAUAAAAGCAAUCUAGAGAGCAUAUCUACAACAAUUUUUUUGAUUCUUCUUUUUUUUUUUUGUAAGGGCCUAUUAUCAGUUUCCAGGCCGUGGCAAGGGCUAAUUCACACGCUAAAAUUUUUUAUUUCGACUUGUCACCACAAACAAAAAAAUCUGCUGCACUGCACACAGUGCAACAGAUUCUAGGUCGAUUUUUAUCUUGGCGUUUCCUCGUCCAGACCCCGGGAAGUUCGAGUACGGAUAAAUAAACGAUUGCAAGGCUGACAGAUUGCGAACAAAAAUCGACCCGCCCCCCCUCCCAUAUACCGGCCUUCAUGCAGGUUUCCCUCCUGGGACGAACACUUUCUCUACAGGGUAUAUUCAUUCGACGUCGGUGUCAGGUAAAUCCAUGUGUCAGUAUAGGUAAUUACUUUCACAUGCGUAAAAAAUUUCACAGCUGGGCCUGUUCCUUUUCGUAACUCCGGCCAAACCUUGAAUGUUUGCGACCAUCAUUAUUUUUAGUCAUAUAAUGGCUUAAAUACAGGCGUUUAGUAUUUGAUCGUAAAACUCCCUGAAGAAGUCUACGUUAGUUAGACGAAACGGGUAGGAGAAUAAACAAGUUUUUCAGCUACUGCUCACUACUUUAGUUUUAAAAAUUUUAAAAAUUUAAAACAAAAUUAAAAAUUAAGAAUUUAAAAAUUUUAAAAAUCAAAAAUUAAAAUUCAUCCGAACAACUCAAGCGAAGCCCUUUUGAGUACUUCUUAAUUAAGGUAAAUCUUAUCACUUAAAAUUGCAUUAAUUAGUUGACAAAGGUGCGCGGCUUCAAUUUUGUCAACAGAUCGAGAUUUUCUUGUGAUAAUAAUACAGCUAUUUCGAGAAAGGUUGUCCGGAAAAAUGUGGACGCGACAACCCCGAAAGGUAAUAUGGGAUAUGAUCAAUACACUGUUCCCUAACGCUGUAGCUGUCGAGCCUGAUUUUGUCGCUUUCAUUUAGCACUCACAAACAUACGUCCAUGGCCUCUCAUGCCAUUCUUUCAAAUUUCUUUGAAGAAGAGUGAACUCAAAACCACCCACAAUACCUUUCGGGAUUGUCGCGUGCACUUUUUCCGACAACCUUUCUCAAAAUGGCUGUAUACGUUUAUAAGUGUCGUAAGUCUCCUUUGAAUAAAAUCAUGCAUAGUAUAUAUGCGGUUGUUUAAGGUGGCUCGAUACAGUUUUUCAGGGUCAAUACCUCCCACGUUUGAGCGUAAACUACGUCGCCAUAAACAAAGAUUUGGAAAAAUUGACACCACAGUUGUAUUAGAUAAAGAUGGAAAUUUGUUAUGAUCAGGGUUGCAAUGACAUCGGAGUUUUCAUAGCAACGAAAUGACGCCAUUGCCUAUUUUACUUGCAGCAUGAUUUCUCGGCACUGGGCCGGAACUGUUCUUCCAAAAUCGUUUACUGGAACUUUUUCCUACAACAGCUGCCUCGAUGUUCGUGAAGUUUAAGCGAAAUCUGUAAGAGCGUUAUCGAGAUAUUUUGGGAACAAGUUUUUAUGGUUAGAGAUACGGUAAAAAAUGGACAAUCUUGAUGUUCGACUGUUAUCUGUACUAGACGAAGCGCUUUUGGCAUGCAAUUUCACCUCAUAGUAGCUUCAAUCUUUUUAAAAACGUGUGUGAAAGAUCAUUGAGAUACCUUCAGCCGAUUGCUAGAAAGAAGGAUUUGAUUAGUAUGUAUCAAGGCGCUCUUGUUAGCGGUAAUGUAAACAUUUCAAUCUACUUAACAAAUUAGCGAAUAAUUUUUAAACCGCUCCAUCAUUUUUUUUUUUAAAUUUAAGAGUCUUGAGAUAAACCGUCCUUUUAUAUGACCUCUUAGUUUCAAGGUUAUUGAUAUAUUGUAAGGUAGUAAAAUAAGGGCUUGAAUUCGCUAACAUUUUGUCAGAAAUUUUGUGUUUACAAGUGAGAGCCUCUUAUUAUUCGGCGGUAUUGUCUCAAAGUUUCAUUUUCACGUGAACAGCAGUAGCUAACAAUGCAUUUGACAUAUGCAAAAAUACUAGGUAUUGUUGUGCACGAAAAUAUGAAACUUGGAGACAAUAACCCUGAAUAAUGAGAGGCUCUCACUUGUAAACACAAAAUUUCUGACAAAAUAUUAGCGAAUUCAAGCCCUUAUUUUACUGCCUUACAAUGUAUCAAUAAUCUUGAAACUAAGAGAUCAUAUAAAAGGACGGUUAAUCUCAAGAUUCUUAAAUUUUCUAAAACAUUUAUCGAGCGAUUUAAAAAUUAUUCGCUAAUUUUUUAAAGUAGACCGAAAUGUCUACAUUACCGCUAACAAGAGCGCCUUGAUACAUACUAAUCAAAUCCUUCUUUCUAGCAAUCGACUGAAGGUAUCUCAAUGAUCUUUCACACACGUUUUUAAAAAGAUUGAAGCUACUAUGAGGUGAAAUUGCAUGCCAAAAGCGCUUCGUUUAGUACAGAUAACAGUCGAACAUCAAGAUUGUCCAUUUUUUACCGUAUUUCUAACCAUAAAAACUUGUUCCCAAAAUAUCUCGAUAACGCUCUUACAGAUUUCGCUUAAACUUCACGAACAUCGAGGCGGCUGUUGUAGGAAAAAGUUCCAGUAAACGAUUUAGGAAGAACAGUUCCCAGUGCUGAGAAAUCAUGCUGCAAGUAAAAUAGGUAAUGGCGUCAUUUCGUUGCUAUGAAAACUCCGAUGUCAUUGCAACCCUGAUCAUAACAAAUUUCCAUCUUUAUCUAAUACAACUGUGGUGUCAAUUUUUCCAAAUCUUUGUUCAUGGCGACGUAGUUUACGCUCAAACUUGGGAGGUAUUGACCUUGAAAAACUAUAUCGAGCCACCUUAAUUUGCUACUUUUAUCUAAGUAUGCUUUCCAUUGGUUCUUUACUAGUGGUCCGAUGUUUGCCCAAGCUAUAUACUCCAGCCGGAGGCUCCAAGCAAUGUACCGAGGACAACAUAUAUGGCUCAAAGUGUCCCUUCACAUGCCAUCGUGGCUACAAAAUGGUGGGCCCUGCCAAAAGGGUAUGUGAAAAGAGUCAGAUGAGUCCAACUGGUUACUGGACAGGGCAAGAAACAAAAUGCGAAUGUAAGUUAUGCCUUAAGACGGUUAAGUGUAAUGCUAUCGUGAUAUGAUAGCUCUCUCCUCCUCGGAGAUUCCCUCUGGGAUUCCUGCAAUGAAAAUUUAUAAAAAGAGGAAGUGCGCGGGCGACGAUGGGAAGAAAGAAAAGGCCCGCACGCCCUUUUUUCCCCCUCUCCCCGGCCUUGAGCUUCCCUGGCCUGUGGCACAAGGAGGCAUAUGUGGAUCGAGAGGUAUGGGGGCGACAUUAUCAUUAUCGGCAGUGAGAUAUCUGACUUGUACCAGUAUUUGAAAGUUUAAAACAAACGUUCUGUAAUUGUUUCUUGAAUUCCUGUUUUUGUCCAGUGAUCAGAUGCCCUCGUCUGUCAGCCUCUCCUCACAGCGUCCAGACAGGCUGCCGACAUAGUGCAACAGAUAACGUAUUUGGUGACAAGUGCCUUUUUUCCUGUGAAAUUGGUCAUCACCACACAGGCGGAUCAACUCAAAGAGUCUGUCAGGCAAAUGGUACAUGGUCUGGAAAAGCAAUUCUUUGCCAAGGUAAACUAAAAUAUCAAUAUAUAAUAUAGCACAUGUUUUUGGUCCCUACUUUGUAAAACCACUUUCUUACACCUCACAAGUUUAAUUGGUUUUGUAUUUGCAAUUUCUCCUCGAAGCGGUCCGUUGUGAUCCACUGCAAGAUCCAAAAGAUGGGAGUGUGUCACCAGAGUCAUGCCAAAGUUCACCAGAAUACGGCACCACGUGCCGUUUUUCUUGUCGAAAAGGUUUCAGGUUACAAGGAAAACCAGCAAUGUUGUGUCUCAGUGACGGACAGUGGUCGGAGAAUACCACGGUAUCCUGUAAAGGUCAGUACUAUAGAGGAUGAGCGUGCGCAAUAAAUUUUCAGUCUAAGGAGGUAAGAAGAAGUAAGAAGGAAGAAGGUACCAUGCGAGGACCCUACAAGAAACUUGGAGCUAAAUUGGUCUAAUUUGAAUUUUUUUCAACCAGAUCCCUUCAAAGGUCAUUCUUCCAAUCAGCCUUAAGUUUGAAACAUCACUCGUUAGUUUCCUGACACCAUUGCUCUCUCCUCAGAUGUGGAAAGCCCUUCAUUUGGCCUCACUUGUCCCGGUGAUAUAAAACGAUUUGCAGAAAGAGCAAAAAACUACACGACUAUAACUUGGUCUAAGGUUGAAGCAACUGACAACUCAGGUGUGACACCGACUGUGACAGUGACUGGUGUAAGAAGAAUGUACUACGUAGGCAAGCAUCUGAUCGUGUACAAAGCUCGUGAUGAAGCGAGAAAUUUUAAACUCUGCCAAUUCCAUGUUACGAUCGAGGGUAAGAGCAAAGUAAUUAAUUUGGUUUCCAGUGCAGUAUGUACAGUUUAUUUUGAAAGUAAAAUAGAAUUAAUUCAGUUAAAUUAUAACAUAACCAAAGUAAAUCUCACGUUGAGAAUAACUCAUUUACUAUUAGCCCAUAUGUAAAUUAUUGUUUGCCUUCAGUUUACCUCAUGCUUUGCAAAGGUUUUAAUCUUUAUACUACUACAUGAGAAAUUUCUGCAAUUUGAUUGGCUUAGAGCAGUGGUAUUUCAGCUGAAUUUGAAAUACCUACAUGUGAAAAUUACAAACCGUUUGCGGGUAGUAGUAUAAACAAAUAAUAGCCUGAUUUGUACGUGAUAUUUGACAAAUACCACUUGUGAUAUUUCAAAAUUGUCUCAAAUUUCACUCUCCAAACGGCUCGUGAAAUUACGUAUAACAAUUUCGAAAUAUCACACGUGGUAUUUAUGCCAAAUAUCACUACAAAUCAUGCUAUUAGCUAUACUAAUACUCAAGGAGCGUAAAUCACACACCCGACUCUUGGGUUUGAUUUCCACUGCCGAGUAAUUUUCCGUGCGAACGCACGCAAAAUAGCCCUUAUACAUGUUUACGUCACACAAGCAAAUUUCACCACCAAGCCUCGUUUUGAAAUUAAAAAUAAGCGAAGUUUCACAGAAAUGAAUUCCCAAGGCAGUAGAGUUGAAAAGAAUACCCACGCACAAAAAGUGCAAAUGCAAAAAAUUUUGUUCACAAACGAGGCUUGUUGGUGAAAUUUACUCGUCUGACGUAAUCAUGCAUAGGGGCUAUUGACGUGCCUAAAUGAAACAGAGGCAAUGUAUGAAAGGCCACACGUAAAUGUGAAAGUUGAGCGAGGUUCAACUUUUACGUUUACGCGUGACCUUUCGUACAUUGUCUCUAUUUUAUUUAAGCGAGUAAAAUUUACGUGCGUGCACACGUAAAAAUUACUCGACCGUGGAUUUUCACCUUUACGCUUCUUCGUGUCAGCAACCUCUCGCGUGCAACCAUAACUCAAAAAAAAAGGUUGAUCCGCUUGACAAAAAUCAAGGAGUAAGGUGAUUUUAAUGGUCUGCAGCCAAUCCAAUCAAAGAUGCCCAUAAAGUAAGUCCUACGGUACUGAUCAUAUUUACCACUUCCUUCUUUCAAUUAGUUACGCCCUUUUUUCUUUUUCCCCGGGUCUUUUUUUUUAUAGUUUUACAAUGUCCAGCUCUCCUACUUCCAUCAAAAGGAUCUUCUGUGGUUGGCAAAUGUAACACCUCAUAUGGAUCAACAUGUAGGAUAAGGUGUCCUGAAGGAUACGACUUACUUGGCCCGAGGAAUAUCACCUGUGAAGCAAAACCAGGCGACACAAAGGGCUAUUGGGACAAGCCACCUCCAGUCUGCAAAGGUGAUUAAUUUACUUAACAGUACCAAUUUGUUUUCGUUUUUCUAUCAUGUACAGCAGUGAAAGCUGCAAUUGGAAACAUAAUAAAGUGAAAUUGGUCGAUAUGGGAGACGGUCGAGAGAGGCUAGCUGAAGCCGAGUGAGGUUCAUAAUCAUUGUCAUCAGCGAUCAUCAUCAACGUCAUAAUCAUCAUCAUCAUCAUCAUCCUCAUCAUCAUUAUUAUUAUUGUUAUGGGGGUAAUAAACGUCAAAAUGCUUGAUUAAUUGGUCUGCGUAGAUUAUGAUUCCAUCUCAUUUCUGAAUUGACUUUGACUGCAAUGGCAAAAAUGAUUACCACAAUGCUGUUGAUAUUGAUAUUGAUGUUGAUUAUGAAUAUUAUUUACUGUUUCAGUGCGGACGUGUUCACCACUCAAGGCUCCAAAGUUUGGUUCAAUUCACCCUUCCCCAUGCAAAUCACUUCCAACCAGCGGAACUACCUGCUAUUUUGAGUGCAACCAUGAUGGAUUUCUCGCUGAUGGUGGCGUAAAAACUGCAUUUUGUGGAACUGAUGGAAAUUGGAACAUUAAUGAAACUUCAAUUUUAAAGUGCAGAGGCAAGCCAUAUAUUUUUCGUCUUUUCUGUUUCUGUCAGUUUUCAACAAAAAGAACUUGAAUGGCAUUACGUUGGUUAUCUCUAAUAAGUAGUUUUUUUUAAUCUCUUGCCCGUAACCGUCGCUUUUAAACUUAAUUUGUUGUAUUAAACGACUUGCAAAAAAUAUGAUUAUCCUGGAAGCUAUAACUGACGUCUGGUGGAAAUAAUUACGCGCGUACAUAAAAAUGAAAUCCUAUAUUUUUUCUUAGUAUUUAAAUCCUCUUCAAGGCUAAUAACUGUCUGUAGCUAUGAAAGGAAACUUUUAUUACCUGGUGAAGAAAGCGAACGAGCCCAUAGACCCAAUGCAAAAAUGGCCAGUCCAUGCAGUAGCCUGUUCAUAUUCGUUUGUUCAUUCAAACCAGCCUUUCUAGCCUCGUUCUUAAUUACAAAAUUCAAAAGAAUACCUUAUCUCAAGUCACUGAGUCAGGGUAAUUUUAAUUUAAACAAAAGAAUAUUAAUCCAGCAGCCAUUUUUGCAUUGGGUCCAAUGAUAUUUCUUGCAGACGCAACUCCACCAACAUUAAGUUGCCCCUCUGACAUACGUGCAAAUUUAAGGGCAAACGCAUCAGCAUCUGCGCACUGGAAGAUUCCUGCUGCUUUUGAUAACAGCAACGAGCCUGUGCAGAUCACAGUGUCACCACCUGGGAUCAAGCCACCUUUUACCUUUUACAAAACAACUGUCAUUACAUACACUGCGACGGAUGCGAGUGGAAACAGGAAGGAAUGCUCUUUUAAAGUUAUGUUAGAAGGUCAGUAAAUUCGCCCAGCUUGUCCAGUUAUACCCGCGCCCAAAAUCCAAGGUCAGGUCAGGUCAGUUCAGGUCAGUAAAACACAAAGAAAAACUGAAUGUUCUCUAUAACUGUUGCAUGUUCUUGACUUGUUAAGUUAACGUUUCGUCUGCGGGUCUCGGUGGAGGGGGCUCUUUCCUAUAGGCUGGCACUGGCAAUACAACGUUUUAAUUACUGACACUAACUGACAGCUUCAGUGAGCCAUUUUAAGGCUUUCUGCAAUCUUUCUAAACAAAUUCAUAUUACACUGAUUAUUUCUACCUUAAUUUUACCUACCUUAAUUAUAUGAACGCUGUAUUCACAGAUAAUUCAGGUCCAGAGGUUGUAUAUUGUCCACCAGACCAAAAUAUUAUCCCAACACAGAUGUUGACAAAUGUAACAUGGAAAACUCCACAGUUUACGGACAACAGUAACGGAAAUUUAAGGAUUUUGAACAGUCGAGAAAACGGGAGCCUGUUUCCCUGGGGAACGUCUAUAGUGUACUACGAAGCCUUUGACAACAAUCCAAACAACAGACCUGCAGUUUGUCAGUUCAAAAUCAGGCUUAAACGUAAGUAGUGAAUGAGGUAGCGUGACCGGGCGGUUACGGAGUAGUCCAGGAGCAAAUGUCGUAAUUUUAUGUCCCGUGAGAAUUUUAGGCUACAUCUGAAUGUGUUAAGGGGACGCUAAAGAACAUAAAAAAUUUGGUUGGCAAACUGGAAACUCGCGCCGAGCAGAUUUAUCGGGAUUUAGAAAAUAUGACUUAAAUCUCCAACACGAAAACGAGGCUCAGAAACAAAAAUGGCAAUAACAUUUUAAUUACUUUGGUGAUAUUAUUCAGUAUUCGUUUUCUAACAUGGUCACGUGACAAAAUUAGCAUGGAGACGAGGUUAUGAGAAUAAAGUCUUGAUAAAUUUCUUCCGUUUGAAUAAAAGUGCCGGAAUAUAAUAUUAUAAUUAUACCAUUUCGGUCAUUAACGUGGUCACAUGGCAUUGCUAGCAUGGAAAUGAGGCUCUUGAGGUAAACCUGCUACAGCUUAGUAGAUUUUCCUCUCGACGAUACUAAAACAUCAAUAGCCUUGUAAUUUUUUUUUCAAUUAAACUAAUAAAACGCCUGAAAGAAAUGAGACCCACACCUUAAAGUGCCACUAUACCAAAAAUUUUAGCUUAAAAGCUUUCGAAAGACAUAGCUGUUAUAAAUUGUCCGAAGUACCCCUGCCCACCCAGUAUCUUAUUGAUUGCCAGUUUUUAAAACAAAUCAUGUUAAACCUUUAAUUGAUUCAAGAAUUGAAAAAUAAAGCCCUUUGAUUAAUCUUUAUUUUUGGGAAACAAUGAGAUUUUAACCAUAAACGGGUAUUGUCCACUCCAGAAAAUACCGUAACAUACCAUAGUGCUCUUUGUUUGUCACCCCAAAAUUUUGCAUAAGCAUUGUUUUCAGUUUCUCUUGGGGCCUUUUUAACUCCUAAGAGAAACUGAAGACAAUGCUUAUGCAAACUUUUGGGGCGAGAGAACAACGCCAACAAGCUGACCACCACAAUUGCAAGCUUCACCAAUCCCUUUACUCAGCCAGAAGAUUAUCUCUUUAAUCUCGUAACUAAAGUAGUGAUGCCCAAAAAAGUUAAACGUGUCUGUGCGCAAAGUAGUAAGGGGGCUUUUGUCAGGGAAAACAUUCAAAAAGGAAACGAAAACCUGUGGUCGCCGAUGAAAAAGCGCAGUCUUCUAACCUGGAAAUCUACCCAUAAGAAGACAAAUAUCACUGUUAACAAGAAGAUUGUGAAGUUACAGAAAGACCGAUGUUUGUUUGCUCGCAUGAUGGUGGUGUGCCAGUCUCGAUCAGAAUUUAACCUACAAGAAGUCAUAGGCACUUAUGAGGCUUCACUGUACCAAGGUCACGUUUUGCAGCAGAUGGUACCAUGUUGCAUUGCUCAACCAAAAGUGCACUAAUGAGCUAAAUCGGAAAACAAGGACCAAGAGUCCCUUCAAGCGAUGUGCCACUAGAAGCAUCAGUUGUGAGAAAAAAGGUAGUCGCUGUAGAUGGAAUGGCAGAGCUACAGUCACUUGACAAACCCGCCAUCAUAAAAACCUGUGCUCACCUUGAUGAACAUUUUACAGAACAGGUACUCAAGAAAAACAGUGACAGCGAUGAAUCACACCUGGUCUUCGACAGAUAUGACAUUCCUUUCUCUAUUAAGUCUUCUAACAGAGUACGAAGGCAAGGCAAUCAACAUCCACUCUAUUACCGGAUAACGGACUCCACGCACAUUGCCAAGGUAACCAUGAAGCGUCUAGUCUCUCACGAAAGAGCGAAGAUGGAAUUGACGGAGUAUCUAUCAGCCAACUUGACCCGACUGAACGCAGGGCAACGAGUGCCGUUGUGACCUGGGAAAACAACUGUUAAUCAAUACAUCGGGAUCUAACACACCUAAGAAGCAGUCAGGAAGAGGCGGACGCUAAGAUGACCCUCCUCGCUGUUGAUGCUGCUUCUCAUAGAGCAUCAAAAAUCAACAUCUAUUCGCCAGACACUGAUGUCUUUAUACCUUCUCUAAGAAGAUAUCCACAGCUCUGCAGUGAUGUGCAUUUUGUUAUUGGUAUUGGUCAGCGGCACCAAGUUAUCAAUUUGAAACCUAUUGUGCAGUCUCUCGGCAGCACAAAAGUUGCAGCAUUACCUGGCCUUCACGCUUUGAGCGGCGCUGACAUCACUGUGAGCUUUGCUGGUAAAGGAAAGGCCACUUGGCGGAAGGUCUUCAGGGAAGCAGAUGAAGAGACCAUCACUGCUCUAGCAAACCGUGGUAAGAGAGCCCAGCCAACAGCUAUCUUUUCUGGUAUCGAAAAACUUGCUGGUCAAGAGUACGUGCCCAACACUACCGUCUAUAAUGAUAAAGAGCAAAGAUAGUGGCUUUUCCGGAAGAAGCAGGCUCAGUCUGAGACCUUACCACCGACACAAGAAGCACUUUUGCAAGCUAUCAAGAGAGCCAACUAUCAAGCAUUUGUGUGGAAUUUGGACACCGUGCUUGAACCAAAACCGGGCUGCAAGUUGGAAGACGACAAAUGCAUAUGGGUACUGACCCGUUAUGACGUCUCUGCCUCCUGCAUCAGAAGCUAUCAUAUGCAUCCAGUUGGUAAAGUGUGGUUGGGUAAAGAGCCGAUGUUCAUCAAAUAGGUAGAACUGCCGGAAAGCUGGAUUCAAGUGCACCAACCUGUGAAGCUGUGCUGAUUAUGUGUGCGAUAACCAGCUACUUGAUGAUGAUUCUGAAGUCGAAGAUAUGGAAUACAAGAGUGAUAUGGCAGCGAUAGUUAGGCUGAUCGUUUAACUACAUACAAGCUGUUGGCUUUUACAUUAUGCCAAAUGUACAAAAUCGUAUCAGUUAAAGUACUUUUAUGACUAGUAACAGUGCAAGCAUGUGACGAGCCAAGCCAGGUUCGGUCUUUCUGUCUUUUUUGUAAAAGUUGUAAAAACUCUAGUAGGCUUACCUUAGUAUCCUUAACUUAUUUCCAUUCUGGCUUAACCAUGUCUCCAUGUUAAUUACCGUUAAUUAUGUUUUAGUUAUCUUUUUCCACGGGAAAAAUGCUAUCUUGAUUGUAUAGUCAGAGACUCGUUUUCAUGUUAGCUUUGUCACGUGCUCAUGCAGAAAAAAACAGCUGAAUAUCAGUAAAGUAAAUGAGGAACAUAAUUUCAUCAGCAUUGGAGCAAUUUCAUUCAAAUAGUUGACAGUUACAGCCACUUUUAUUUUAGAACCUCGUUUCCACGCUGGCUUUAUCACGUAGCCAUGCUGAGAACCCGAUAGAAUUGUAUAUUGGUCAGGCAAUUGAGGAACGUAAUCUCUACCAUUUUGGAGCAAUUUCAUCCAAACAGUGGAAAGUUAUUACCAUUUCUGUCUCACAACCUCGCUUUUAUGCUGGCGAAUUACAUCAUGUUUUAAAAUCCCAAUAAAACAGCUCGGUGAAGUUUCGACAGUCCCACCAAAAUUUUUUGCGUUCGUUGAGGUGCCCUGAAUAUAUUUAGAUGGGCGGCUUGUUUGCAGCCUGACAUUCCCACAGGAGUACACUUACCUAGACUGUCGGACUUGCAUUGUUUGGUCCAGCGUUUUAUUCCUGCCCUGACCUUUAGCUGGAUCUGUUCUCGGUAGUCCCGAAGUUCACGGCAACAGUAAAACUCCAAACACAAGCACUGCUGGCUGCACUGCCAUUUCGCUUAAGGAUCAACCUAGCUGACCCGAGAGUUCAUAAGAUAGUUUACGUUUGUAAGUCGCUCAACUGAAUGUUUUUCAGUGCUGAGUCCACAUGCUUGCCUUUUGCAGCUUCCGUAAUGGCUGCUUUGACGUGGGCGAGGAGAGAAGAAGAGGUUUUCUCUUUCGCGGACGUCCUCGUCCUUCGUGCCUUUUCUUCUAAUUAUUUUUUUUUUUGUUCUCUCAAAAGUUGUAAAUAACCAGGCAUAGAAUUAUAGCUGGCAUAAAUAUAUAUAAUAUAUAAAUAUAUAUACAGACCAGACAUCAUACAGACCAGAUUUGCAGUUGUAGGUUUUUAGUUUGUAGAGAAAUAUCUCAAGCCUUGAAUUUUUAUGCUUGCCUAGCGAAAGCCUGUGAGGAACUUACUCCUCCAAAGCGUGGAGCCGUGGCAUGUGACAACUGGCUCUUCGGACGUUUUUGCAGUCCAUUUUGUCACAACGAAUCGACCUUUCCCCGUGGGGAAAUAUCAGCAAAAGUAUGGACAUGUGGACCAAACUUAAAAUGGUUUCCAUCCCCGCGUUUUCCAGACUGUACAGGUAAGAAGGUUGUUUAAAAGAAGCACGUAGUUAUCAGUAGCUGGAUACAUGUUUGAGAGUUAGAUGUUGGUUGACUAUCAAAACAGCCACUAAAUGAUAUGCAUGUUUACGUUUAAUUUUCCGUUUGCUUUUAUUGAAUUAUUGCUUAUUAAUAAUGAUUUUGAGAUACAUAAACAAGUUAAAACUAACGAUAUAAUGUCCCGUUUCGGUCUCGAACUCCUUUUGAACUCCCGCUCGCUUUAAUUUACUUAUUGUUUGUUAACAGCAUAAGGAGGUCGUCGAAACAUCGAGAAAUUAUAUUAAAAGUUUUUAAAUUACUUGUUCAUCAAUUGUCAAAAUGUGCUGAAAGCAUACCAAAAGGGGCGAAAUAAAAGAGCAGUAAUAAAUAGGUCUAAAUAGAAACGUUCAGAGUUCAGGAGCUUCAAGUGGAAGAAAAGGAGGGGAGACUUAAAUAAAAAAGAUACUAUUAAUUAAGAUGCCUACUCCAUAAUGCAGGUUCAAAUGAUAAGCAAAUGAUUUGUAUUAUUGACGGGUCUACUUUCUUAUCAUUCCGGCUGAAAGUUGUUUUGUCAAAAGAUUUCACGCUAUCCUCUUUGUAGCUAUUCAUGGGAACACCAUCUUGGCUUUGCAACUUUCGAAGUUAUAAAUUCUGCAAAAAAAAUCUAGUAAUCUGAUAAAGAUGAAAAAGUAGACUAGAAAAGGAUAUCGCAGCAAACAAAAAAAUAUUGUUUAUUUUGUAGAACCAAUCCUUCCCAGUCAGGUAAAGGCAGAGUUCCGUCUUUUUUACUACGAAGGAGAUUGCAGAAGACCUUCAACUCAGGAAGAGAUAAAAAGGAACUUCACUAAGAUCUUAAACGAGUCCAAAUUUAACGAUGUUUGCCAAGGUUCAGAGAAAUGCAGAGCUGAAAACGUCAACGUCACGUGUGCUAUGAUUUACUUUACGUACGGAAGGCUAAAACGUGCAUCUGGUAAGAUGCUAAUUUAAAAUGUAUUGAAUAGAAUUAAUUACAAAACGUUGCUGAAUAAUGAUUCCUUUUCGAGUUCUAAAGGUUUUAGUAGGCUCACGGGGAAUGAAUACGGCACUAGCUUUUAAACAUUCAACAUCUAUUCAUUCAUUCAUUUUGCCAUUAACCAUUUUCGUUUAAAGGGUUUUAAUUUAAAAAAACGGUUUAGACGGCCUCACUUUCCGCCGUUGCAUUAGUGACCACAAUGAUUUAAGACGAUGGGGAGUUGGGGUGGGGCUUAACACCAUUAGACCACACACGACAAAGUGCUAUAAAAAACUACAAGAAUUUAAUUUUAUUACAAUAAGUUCAAUUGGCUGAUAGCUGAAAAGGUUCUUUACCUAUCAGUUUAAGAAUCUAACUUUCUUGUUCUACAUUUCAUUGAAAGUGUUUGGCAGGACUCGACGAUCGCCUCGCCUUAUUCCACAAACAACAAUCAGCUUUGAUAUUGUUGGUAAGUUUUCUAUUCUAAAGAUUUCUAAAGAUCUUGAAAGACGAAAGGCUUUAUUUCAUUGGUCCGUCUAUUUGUGCUCUUUGACAGUAAAUAAUUAUAUUUUGAUAAACUCUCUUAUACCUUCAGAGAAGUCCCCCUCUUCUUCAUCGACAUCAUAACAUAAGAGAAUAUUUGAGUUUGUUCUUCUCUGCGUAUGUAUAUAUCUGUCUGAAUUUAUGAAAAGGUACCUACAGAAAUUUCAAGUGCGUUUUCAGGCGUUUUAACAGUUUGACCCUUGAGGUGAAUGAAAAACAUGCAGUUAAAAGUCGCUAGUUAGGGCUUAAAAAGGACAAAUUAAUCACUGGAAACACAGUGUUAUGUUAUACAGAUGCUUGUGUGACAAGGGGGCACCUUAUAUCAGAGAAUUUUUUAUUUUUAAGGAUGUACAGUAUAACUUACGUGGGCUUAGCACAAGGCUAGAUCUACCUCCCUUUAAUCUUUGCAGUUCGCCUUGAUAAUAGCACUGGAGUAAAUGACACCAUGAAAAGCAAAGUAAUGGCAGGAUUAGCCGGAGUGGGGCUCGCCAAGACACUCGGCAACAAGAUCAAAAAGGCAGUUGAAAAUGGCAGCCUUAGCGUCAACGUCCGCGGCAUGGUAUUUGUUCCCGAUAAGCAGUCAGUAAACAUUUCAGAGCCUGAGAGGUUAUGUGAUACAGGACAAAUGUACCAAGAUGGAGUCUGCGGUGAGAUAACAAUCGUUCAAUUUGAACGAUGGCAAUUCCUAUGUCUUAAAACAUAUUAAUCAAGCCCAACGAAAUGGCAUUGGUUUACCAGAGUUAAAUACUAACAUACAAGAGUUCGCCUCAGUUUCGAAACGCGACCUUUACAGUAAACUUCGACUGUAGAUAGUCAAGACACUAAAUUCCGCGUCGUUGUUUGAGAAAAAAGUCCUUAGUGAGCAGCUUCGAAAACCUUUUAUUGUUUUUUCCUUAGUAAGCUGUACAUCCGGGACAUAUCUGAAUAAGGUCCAUGGUAUAUGUGAGGACUGCCCCAUUGGUACUUAUCAAGAACAAGAGGCACAAGAGAUGUGCCUGUCAUGUCCACUUCACACUUCAACUGAAGAGUCCAGAACAGAUAACCGCUCAAGUUGUUUAGGUAUGUAGUUAGAGGUAUACAUUAAUGGCCUCUUUUAGGUCAAGUCAGAAUUCUCCGUAAUCAUCCCUAUCAUUUUCACUCUUUUUAGUUUGUGUAACAAUGACUAUGUAAUUAAACAAUAAUUAGAUUCGGUUUUCGUGAUAUCUGAAAUAGUCAAGGUCUCGCAAGUCUUUUAUCAGCCUUGGCCUAUCUCGAAGUAAACCAAUUAUUCUCAAAAUUAUUACGGAUACGACAAAAUGCAUCCAAUAAUUAAUAAUAGCAAAUAUCAACUACGUUUAAAUUCAGUACAGUUAAGGUUGGGAAUGAGGGAAAAUUGAUGUACAUACCUUAUGUUAGUACAGUCUUUGUUACACAUUUUGGAUGUUGCCUUGUUUUGAAAGCUUUUUGCAAAGCUGGAUCAUAUUCGCCGACGGGACUGGAGCCUUGCAUCUCGUGCGAAAAGGGCUUUUAUCAAGAGAAAGAGGGACAAAAAGGGUGUUUAAAAUGCAUUACAACCACAACGACUCCUGGCACGGGAUCCACCACAUCAAAAGAGUGUAGAGGUAGGUAAUACGGUAAAUACGUAUGAUCCAGAAAACACAGCAAAAAUUGACAGGAUAUUUCCUCGUCGCUAUCAUUAACACGGAUGGCAUAUUUUUUUAACUUAAGAACUUGAACUUUGUCAACCACUAAAAUCAAGGGCAUAAUGGUUUAAGAGAGUUAGAGGAGGUGAAAAUAUUGUCCAGACGGUCAACCUACAUGUACUUCAGACAAGAAUAUUCGCCUAACAUGGUAAUAAGCAGAAAUAUCACCUUCAAAUAACGUUCAGCCUUUGUUUUUUGUUGUUUUGUUAGUCCCCUGUCCUCCUGGUUCGUUCUCUCCAACUGGCCUAGUUCCAUGUACGCUGUGCAAUCGACGCUCGUUUCAGCCUCACAUUGAAAGUCGCGCCUGCGUCCCGUGCCCAGGGACAACAGUGGCACUUCAAGAAGGGUCCAAAAGUUUAAAGGAUUGUCAAGGUGAACCUUUUAUUUCGACAUACUGAAGUUGCAGGUUUACAAAUUUCUUUGCUCCCGCUAACCACAGUUUAAAUUCCGUCGACGCAUUUCGGUUUCUUUCAGCAAUCUUUUCCUUUUUUUCUCUUUUUCUCAGAAAUUAAUAACUGCGAGCCAAAUCCCUGUAAGAACAAUUUUGUAUGCACGGACCUCAUUGAUGACUUCAUGUGCACCUGUCAGCUUGGAUACACUGGAAAACAAUGCGAGACCAAUGUUGAUGAUUGCCAGGACCAACCUUGUCUGAACAAUGGCACAUGCCAUGACUUGGUGAAUAAUUACACCUGCACAUGCCCACAAGGAUUCCAAGGAAUUAACUGUGAAGAUGAUGUUGAUGAGUGUAUCUCAUCACCUUGUUCAAACCAUGCUUCAUGUAACAAUAUUCCUGGUGGAUUUAGCUGCCUGUGCGAACCAGGUUAUACUGGAAGGUUGUGCGAUACGGACAUAGACCACUGCUUGCUAGCCUCUUGCCAGAACGGAGGGACCUGCGAAGCUGGGGCAAACAACUAUACAUGCCACUGUGUAACUGGUCAGUUAAUUGCUCUUGCGAAUACUUUUAUAGAUUGAUUUAGAAAGGAAUUGUCAGUGUCGAUAGUGUUGUACAGAAUUUAAUUACGUUAGAGCGCACUGCAAAGGUCUCUAACGUAACUAUGAAUCUCUAUGUCUAUACAUAAUACCAACAGUAAAAGUAAUGCAAGAUAUAUAUAGUAACAAGUAACACGUGAUGAUCUUACGCGUGUUCUGUACAGGGUACCAGGGUAAUGACUGUGAGGAGAAUAUUGAUGAGUGUGCAUCAGACCCUUGCCAGAAUGAAGCCACGUGUGUGGAUGGAAUCGCCAGCUACCACUGCAUCUGUAACUCCGGUUUUCACGGUAAAAAUUGCGAGGAAAACAUUGAUGAUUGUAUCAAUGUAGAAUGCAAGAAUAACGCGACCUGUGUUGAUCAGGUCAAUGGAUUUCAAUGUAUUUGUCCGGAAGGAUUCACUGGUAAAAAGUGCGAAUUGAAUAUUGAUGAAUGUGACUCAAAUCCUUGUUCGAAUGAAGCCAGGUUAGUAGUUGUACUCUGACAAUAUCUUUGUUGUUCUCUAUUUCAACCCAUUCCUUUUUCUUUUUCACUCUUUUUUUUCUUCCUAUCUUCCUUUCUUUCUGUUAACGAUGGAAACAACUUCAACAAUAUGUCCAUAACCGAAUUUUUUGUCAGCAAGAAAGCUUAAGCUUGAGGAUUUUAAUUCGAAAACUGGCCUCAUAAGUUUAAGACAUGGCAUACACUCUCACAGAAAGUUUAACUAAAAUUAAGAGUAAUAAUAACAUAAAACAUCAUAUUAUGGAUAAAGCAUGCCUCUUUAAUCGCUAAUGCAGUUUUGUCCAAAGGAAAGAUUUUACCCGUCUUAUCUACCAAUGAACUAUACAAGAUUAUAAUUAUAUUUGGGACCUUUGAAGACAUUCAAAAUGGCGGCUAUCUGCCAUAAAAUAGUUUAGAGAAAAUCGGGGAGAGGGGGGACCCCAUUGUAUGCUCCAGCGUCAAUUCAAACAGAUACACAUUAAACUCUAAAACUACAGCUAAUUAGGACCAAAAUGCAGUCCUUGACAAAUUAUUUAUUUUUCUUCUGAAAUUUAUCUCAAGGUGUAUCGAUAAGAUUAACGGCUACCACUGCGAGUGCAACGAUGGAUUUGAUGGUAUCCACUGCGAAAAUAACAUAGAUGAUUGCGCGUCUAAUCCUUGUUCGAACAACGGUACUUGCCAUGAUGGUAUCAACGAAUUCGCAUGCGCGUGCCAACCAGGUUUCACAGGAAAUACGUGCAGUUGGGAUAUCGACCAUUGCGCCUCGAUGCCAUGCUUAAACAAUGCAUCUUGCCUUGAAGGCCCAGCCUCUUACUCUUGUCAGUGUGCAGAUGGGUUUAGUGGAGACCAAUGUCAGUACAACAUUGAUGACUGCCAAAAUGCCACUUGCUUGAAUGGAGGGACGUGUAUUGACGGUGCUGAUGAAUACGCAUGCGUCUGUCCAGGGGGGUUUACUGGCCUUAAGUGUGAAAUAAAUAUUGAUGAAUGUGCACAAAUCCCGUGCUUAAACGGAGGGACUUGUACUGAUCUGAUAAAUGACUUUCAGUGUAUUUGUAAGCAAGGCUAUACAGGGCGCACUUGCAGAGUUGAUAUUAAUGAAUGCUCAAGCUCUCCCUGUCACAACCAUGGAACAUGUAUAGAUAAAAUCGAUAGCUAUUCUUGCACCUGCACUGAUGGGUUCAGCGGACCAGAUUGCAGUGUAAAUAAUAACGAUUGUUUGGUGCAUGCAUGCGCAAAUGGAGCCACAUGUAGAGACGGAAUAAAUACCUACACCUGCGAUUGUCGUCCUGGUUAUUUAGGAACAUACUGUGAAACUGAAGUAGACGAGUGUGAAUCUUCUCCAUGUUUAUAUGGUGGGACCUGUUACGAUCAGGUAAUUUUUGUUUUAUUCUUAAACCUUAGUGAACAGGAGCGACAAGAACGUGUUAAUUUCGAAACUAAAAUGUUAUUAUGUUGUUAUGACCAUUAUCAUCAUCAUUAUUUUGGAUAGAUUUGUUUGGUUUUAUUUUGGCAGUGGCUGCUGUCCUGGGAUUACAAAUAGCACUCGUUAGUUCCUUACCUAAGCUGUAAAGCGACUAAAAAUCUCAGUCCUCGGACCUUAUUACGUUAAAUUUUCUGUUAUUUCAUCUGCGUAGGUUAAUGCGUUUCACUGUGAUUGUAAGUCCGGGUUUACUGGCCAGCGAUGCGAGAGAAAUAUUGACGAUUGCGAAUCACAUCCCUGUCUAAACAACGGAACAUGUACCGAUCUUGUGGCAGAUUACAGCUGCUCGUGUUCAAAUGGAUUUACCGGCCGUGGCUGUGAGAACCGUAUUGAUUAUUGCAGCGACGCGAAAUGUUCACAAAACGGUGUCUGUGUCAACUUACAGACAGGCUAUAGCUGCCGCUGUAACGAUGGUUAUUUCGGAAAAUACUGUGAGUUUGAAAUAGACGAGUGCUUAGCCAAACCCUGCUUCAAUAAUGCAACUUGCCGUGAUGAAGUUAACAACUUUACCUGUUCCUGCACCGCUGGAUUUACGGGGAGGAAAUGUGAGUUGAACAUAGACGACUGUCUAGACAACGCCUGCCUGAACAACGCUACCUGCAUUGACCACAACCUUGGUUACUCCUGUUUGUGCGCCGAGGGCUACAAUGGAACUUAUUGCCAAAAUGAUAUAAACGAGUGUGAAUCCAAUCCGUGUCGUAAUGGUGGUACUUGUGUAGAUGAGAUAUAUGGGUACAAGUGCAGGUGUUUGACACAGUUUACCGGAGAAAACUGCGAAGACAAAAAGGAUCCUUGCUUAUCAUUUGUAACAUCCCCCUGCGAAAAUGGAGGAACUUGUCAAGGUGACAUCUCCACGGGAAACACCACCUGUUUAUGUAAAUCAGGUUAUACCGGAGAAACAUGUGAAACAAACAUUGACGAGUGUGCCUCAGAACCCUGUAUACCUAAUUCCUACUGUAUUGAUUUGGUAAACGGUUACGAGUGCAAGUGUUAUCCAUCUUACACUGGCGAUCACUGUGAUAUCUGUAAGUGGUUUUAUGCUAAUGUACUAAAAACACAGUCGAUAAGUGGGAUCAUUCUAAGAAAUGGUAAUAUUACUGUGAUAAUGUAAGUAGUAUUAUUCUAAUAAACUAGUAACAGAUCAUUUUGAAAAGUGGUAAAAGUGUCAAUCUGAUUGCCUUCCCGAGGUUUCCGAUCGAUAACGCAACCUCUCAAGUCGAUACGUUGUCCUUCAAAGAAUAACAUCACAAAAUAUAUUGAGGUAGAGAGUUAACUUUUCACUCAUGUUAGUUAAAGGGCUCAAAUAAUCUUGCUCAGAUAUUUAAAAUUUCUCUGUAUUUUUUUUUCUGAAUUUGGGACUUAUAUUUCUGAAAUAGCGCUUAGCCUUCCUGGAGAAAGUAUUUUAAGGAAGAAUAACAAACAAGCAAGAAAAAGCCGGGUCAAAAGAGAAAAAAAUUGAUAACCGACAACAACGGUACCUUGAAAGAUUAUAGUUAAUUUAAAACAUCAGCAGCAGUAUAACUCAAGUGUUAACACAAUUUUUUUGCUUUUCAGUUCUCGGCAGCAACUUUGAUCUUAUAUUUAAGCACCUUACGACAAAAGACAUGGUUGUUCUAUCGAAUGUGGACGACAUUCCGGAAAUGGAUUCCUUUACCAUUGCCUUUUUCGUCCGAGCGGAUUCUGGGUAUAAUUCAGGAACACUGUUCACCUAUAGCGUGCCUGGUGAACCAAACGACGUAAUAAUACUCUCUUUUACGGAAUCGAAAGUUCAGUUUACUAUUAAAGACGAGGUCGUGAGCGUUAACUUUCCUUUAGCAGAUGAUCUCUGGCAUUUCGUGGGAGUCGUUUGGAAUGGAAUUACUGGAUAUGUGUCCGUGUACAUCGAUGGACCUGAAGUCAAAAAGGCGACAAAUGUGCUUAAAGGUGAUAUUCUAGCUGGAGAUGGAUGGAUCGUACUUGGACAACGUUAUCUUGCGGGAGGGAAAAAUCCUGGUUUGUCGACAGCUUUCGUGGGAACAUUGCAUCAAGUGAAUCUUUGGAAUGUAGCCGCGAAUCCAGACCACAUGUGGAAUGCAGCACAUAACUGCACUUGGCCCAUUGCUGGAAGUGUCCGAGCGUGGACAAACUUUCUACAAGGAAUCAAAGGGAAGGUGGAAAAGCGUUUUAUGACCCAAUGCCAAGGUACUAUCACUUUGUCUACGAACAGUUAAAUGAUACCUUGCUAUAUUAGGUAAAGACCCGCUUGGAAAAUUCUAGUGAGUCGAAGUUAUAACCGUCAACUUAACCUGACUGGGGAGAUAGAAUGUCCUCACAGCCACAUCAGUUCAAUUUGAUACGCAAAAAGUUUUCAGCUGAAGCAGUUUUUCCAGCAGUUAAGGAAGCUACUGACAAAGGAUGACAAAUAGGCAAUCCUUGUAAUUAUACCUUGAAGUUGUCCAAAAUAAGGUAACCCUGAAUGUGUUUAAGAUUUACUUUUAAUGUUGCAUCAUCAAGGUUCAUUCGCAACAAUUCAUUCACCAUAUGUCUGUCCACAGCAUCAAGUUUCAGAAAACCUAAAUAAAAGAGAUUUAAGUCUGCUUUCCAUUCAUUGCCUAGAAAUAUAUUUUUUCCUUGAGGAAAUGUUUUAAAAGUCCAUCACCACUCAUUACAUGCAAACUACUUCCACUUUACAGCUUUGCCUAUGUGCACGACUAACUGCUCCCAUUUCCUCGACUGUGAGUCUCGUCAUGGCUACUACUACUGCAACUGUCAACCCGGUUUCUCAGGACCUCACUGUAACAUGAACAUAGACGAGUGCAGCUCAAGUCCAUGCGUUAAUGGAAAGUGUGUGGAUGGUGUUAACCGGUACGACUGUAUUUGUAACAAAGGUUAUUGGGGAACCAACUGUGACAAAGAGGUCAAGAGAGAAUCCAAAGGAGGUAACAAGUGUUGAAUUUUUUUAAAAGUAAAGUAUUCAAAAUCAGAAUCUCUACUGUAUUGGUCACUUGCAGUUACUAAAUUUGUCUCUAGUUUCAAAGAAUCCGGCAAGGAAGUAGUUACAUUGUUACUCAAGCGUCUCUACGCUAUAUUGAAAAGUCCUUUGAGAGAAAAAAUAAAGCUUUGAGAUCUUCAACUGUAUAUUAAGCGUUCCCGGUCACAAGAUAUAAAAUUGCACGUUCAAAUCAUAUAUUGGAGAAUAUCUCAACUUUUCUAGCGUUUUUAAUCUGCCAAUACCAAGGUCAUUCAAUGUAUAACCAUAUCAUAAUAUUUGAUGGUAAAACUAGUGCAUUAAGCAUUUAUUGUUUUUACGUCCAUGUUGAGGGCGGACUGGUUGCAUGUUUUCAAAAUAACUGUCAAUCCGCAUACGGUAUUAGUAAGAGAAAUUAUUGUAAGUUGGAUGGAAAUUGCUGUCAGUGCUUUCGAACUCUGUAAUUCGAGUCCUAUUUCCUGCCUUUUAAACUUGUAGUUUUCUUACAGAAGAAAUAUUAUGUCCUCUCUUGAACGGAUAUCAGGUUAUUAAACAGGUGGGCACUAUCUGAACAGUAGAAAGUCACUCACGUGGAAAGAUUGCAUCUAGACAUAGAUCUUUCCCUGACAAAGACCAAUCUGCGUGAUAAAUAGAGAAAGAUGGUAUAUUUUAAGCUUGGUGAAGAAAUGAGAAAUGAUGUGAUCAACAUGUCACGAGGAUGGGACAAAGAAAAAAUUAUGAGUCGCCGACAGGAACUGAACCUAGCUGGCCCAGCUCGCAACGAGUCCUUCGUAGCUCAGUGGAUGGAGCAUCCGACUGGUGUACGGAAGGUCAGAGGUUCAAUUUCUGUCGGGGACUCAGAUUUUUUGUUUGUACCGUCCUCGUGACAUGCUGAUCACAUCAUUUCCCAAAGACCAAUCUGCAAAACUAUUGUUUUUAACCACAGAAUGCCUAGACCUGCCUGUACCUCUUAAUGGAAGGAUGUCUUGCCAAAUGUUUUCUGGCAAAAAAAUUUGCACUUUGACGUGCAACGAUGGCUACUCUUACAAUACAGACACAACUCCCACAUAUGAUUGCGGUCCUGAUACUGAGUGGAGGUGGAAUGGCCUGGAAGGUUUUAAUGUCCCCGCUUGCUCAAGUAUGUCUUUCUUU